AUGUCAUUGAGGGGUCGUUUUGUGUCAAAACGACGGGAACACAAAUACGACUCCAUAAAAAAGGGGAUUCGACAGAGAUGGGAGAACACAAAAAUAGCCGAGACACAUAGCUAUUCUAAAAUCGCUUCCACCAAUGAAACAAUUGAGUCAGACAACUGUCACUCCGUUGACAAUGUCCCAGUAGAUCUAGAAGAGGUUGAGAUUGUUUACACUGAAAAUGUAAUAGACUCCCCUCGUCUUGAAAAGGACUGGAGAUGUGGCCGUAGGUUGAUUGAGCUUGGGGUACUUGCUGAUGGCUUGUCUGCCUCAAAGAAAUGUGGCUCACCCUUACAACUUUCCCACUGCCAAGGAAUAACAAACUUUGGUCUUUCAGCUAUGCUUAAAAUACCUUGCAUGAAUUCUGCUUGCAAAAUGAUCAACAAUGUUCCAACAGGAAAAAGGCAUAAUAAAAUUUGGGAUGCCAAUACAAAGUUAGCAGCAGCUGUACAACACACUGGGAUAGGCUUUGACCAGAUAAGUGGAAUACUGGCUGAGCUAAACAUGCCACCCAUCAGCAGAACACUACUUAGCAGCAGACAAGUAGAGAUUGGAAAAGCUACAGAAUGUAUUGCUUCCUUAUCGAUGCAAGAAGCUCUAGAAGAAGAAGUUAUGGCAACAAACAUAAAGAAACAGUCAUCCAGCAUAAGUGUCAGUGUAGAUGGGGCUUGGCAAAAGCGCGGAAGUGGCCGGUCAUAUGAUAGCCUUACAGAUUUGUACAAAGAAUGUAAUCAACUUUGGUGUCACCAUAAAAGAGACCCAACCAAAAAGUUUACAUCCCUCCCUUAUGGUCGACCAUUGGAGAAUAAAGCUCUGCAGCAAGACCUGGAAGGCAUUUUUAACAAGUUAAAGAAGCAUUCACAGAAAUUAGUCAAUCUUGGAAGCACGCAACCAAACGAAAGUUUUAAUAAAACUGUGGCAUCCAAAGCUCCAAAAAAUCGCCUCUUCAGCAGAACAAUAACCUACAGGGUUGCAGCAAGUGUGGCACAAAAAAAUAUUGGUCAAGGCUAUCUGGUGCAGGUCAACAAGAAGAUUGGCAUUUCCCCGGGAACUUAUACAAGGAGGCUAGCUGCUCUCAAAGACAGAAUAAAUAGACGGAAAAAAGCCAUGUCGAUCACCAAAGAAGCAAAAAGAAAAAUACUGCACCUGAAAGCAGAGAGAAAGCAAAUGACAGCAGCAAGGGAGAUUAGAGAGGGUCCUACCUAUUGCUCAGAAAUUGCCUUGCAGACCCCUACUGGUAUUGGUGAAAUACCAACACCUUUGAGUAAACCGUCCUUUCAGCCAAUUGAAAAUUUAGGCAUUUACCAGCACGUCUACUUUGACCUUGAAACAACAGGGCUAGCCAGAAGCUCACACAUCACACAAAUUGCUGCUGUGUGUGGAUCAGACAGAUUUUCCCAGUACAUUUUACCAAAGAUCCCAAUCACAGACAAAGCUACUGAAGUCACUGGAUUAAGAGUUAUGGAUGGGAAAAUGUUUCAUGACGAUAAAGAAGUGGAUGCUGUACACUUGGUGGCUGCUAUUGAUGCACUUUUGAAUUUCUUCACAAAAUUCCAGUCAAAAGUUGUUUUAGUUGGACAUAAUGUCAAGUCUUUUGACUGCCAUAUUUUUCUGAACUCUCUGCAAAAUUGUGGUAAAACACAGGAAAUUGGUAACUGUGUUGCAGGGUUUGUUGACACAAAACAGUUGUUCAAAGUUUUUGAUUCAAAAGUUGGAUCAUUUUCCUUAGAAAAUUUGUACAAACGCUAUGUGUGCGAACCUUACAAGGCUCAUGAUGCACUAGAGGAUGUUUUAGCGUUACAAAAACUAGUGACCUCUGUAGGUGUGGAUUUGAGUGAUCCAAAGUAUUUGUCUUCUUCAUUCACAUUUUCAAAUGCAGUUGAUAGCCACUCUUAUAGUUUAGAAGUACGCAAGAACUUGCCCUCCUUAGAACAUUUGAUUUCAGAAAAGAUAGUUAGUAGACACAUUGCUAAGAGGAUUGCAGGGAGUGGACUUUGUUUUAUGUUUUUACAACUUGUUUAUAACAGAGAUAGCAAAGAUGGAAUAUACAAUCUCUUUUCUGAAAAUGUGAAAAAAGCUCCACGUGUUACAAAGUCUUUAAAGAUAUGUUCAUCUUUAAACAAAUAUUUUUCAUCAAGUUGUGAAAGUUAAGAUUCUAGACUAGUGUUUUGAGUGUACAUGUACUGCAUGGUUAAUAGUAUAGUUACAUGUAGAUUUGUUUAGCAUUUUUUACACUGAUAACCAAAUCAGCCAAAUUUCAUUUCUAAAUUGAAAAUAUAAUUUCAUUCAACAUUUUUAGAUUUGUGAUCAAUAUAUAGUUACAUGUAUAUGUACAGCUAAGCUAGAUGCCAUAUAUUAAUACAUUUAGCAUUUUUAGCAUUUUUUACACUGAUAUCUGUUAAUCACAUCAGCCCAAAUUUCAUUGUAAACAGGUAGAUAUAAUUUAAUUCAUUGCACAUUUUGAGAUUUGUGAUCAAUAUAUAUUUUAAGUACAGCUAAGAUGCCAUAUAUAAACUGUAUUUUUAGCGUUUUUUACACUGAUAUCUGCCAACCAUAUCAGCCAACUGGAAGAUAAAAUUUUCUUGGUACAUUUUUAGAUUUGUGAUCAAUUUUAUAGUUAUACUAUCAAUUAUUACAGUGUAUAUCAUAAUUAAUUAAUAUUAAUUAAAUGUACAUACAUUUUUAAAAAUUUCAUAAUACAGCUUCAUUUUGUGGCUUUGUUUUUCAAUGUAACAUUAUUAGAUUCAGGGAAAAGAUGUAACUUUUUUAAAAAUCAAUUAAUCUUAUAAAUUUUGUAUCAGAGGAAAUUCGGACGGAAAAUUGUACUUUUUAUUGACUUGAAACAUGAUAAUAACAGCAUUAAUUCAUAAUAUCACAUGUUAUAAAGAAUAUAUUAUCCAACUGCUUGUCUGGCCUUAUUAAUUUUUGUUCUAUAAAUUACAAUAAAAUAUUUUCAUGUUUUUAUUGAAAAAUUUUAAGAUGAGGAAAUUCGAGCUAAUCUGAAAAUCUUAUAUGCAUGAAUACCUAACAAUUCCUUUACUGUAAAUGAUUUGCUCACUACUUAUCUUCACUAUGAAUGUAAAACAAAAAAAUUCUGAAUAUAUAAUACAUCGAAAAAAAUCCAUUAGAUGGGGAUUAACGAACACCAAAAUAUUAAUUCUUCAAGUGUACAGAGGAAAUUCGGAAUACAUUUUUUGUGAGAUUCAAGCACAAAAGUUCGUUUUUUUUAC
Magallana angulata is the source of this 3266-nucleotide messenger RNA. RefSeq lists its product as uncharacterized. Gene Ontology annotation, biological process: DNA catabolic process. Gene Ontology annotation, molecular function: 3'-5'-DNA exonuclease activity; nucleic acid binding. The transcript has 9 exons. NCBI's taxonomy places the organism in Eukaryota, Metazoa, Mollusca, Bivalvia, Ostreida, Ostreidae. Gene Ontology annotation, cellular component: cytoplasm. The coding region runs from base 1 to 2187 and encodes 728 amino acids. The record is from RefSeq and is a predicted model, not a curated record.